AUGAGCGGGAAAAUAAUUGUGUCUGCGGUUUCCCUCAUCCUUGUGGUUGGGGUGGUGAUCGGCGCCGUCGUGGUGGUUCACAACAAGAACACAGACCCUCAGGUCACGGAACGCCAGCAUGCGGUGAAAGCAAUGUGCCAGAACACGGAGGACCAAAAGCUUUGCCACGACACUCUGGGCAGCGUGCGGAACAGCUCAGACCCAAAAGCAUUCAUAGCCGCCGCCUUGGAAGCCACCACCAACAACGUCAUCAAGGCUUUGAACAUGAGCGAUAAGCUCAGCGUUGAACAAGGCAACAGCUCCCAAGGCAUCGUCAAGAUGGCCCUCGAUGACUGCAAGGACUUGCUCCAAUUCGCCAUGGAUAGCCUCCAGGCUUCCACUGACUUCCUGGGCAGCAACAGCGUCCAAUCCUUGAGCGAUCGAUCCCCUGACUUCAAGAAUUGGCUCGCUUCUGUCGUCUCCUACCAACAGGCCUGCAUGGAUGGCUACGACGAAAACGUCGACGGUGCCCAACAGAUCAAGUCUCAGCUUCAGGAGAAUGGUUUGGACAACGUGGGGAAGCUCACCGGCAUAGCCCUUGAUAUUAUGGCUGAUUUAGAAAGCAUCCUGAACCAGUUUGGUUUGAAGGUGCAAGUGAACCCUGCUUCUCGUCGUCUUCUUGAGGUGGACAGCGAAGGGUAUCCGACCUGGUUCUCAGCCGCUGACCGCAAGCUGUUGGCCAACGUAGCGAGGGGAAGGGGACAUCAUAUCAAGCCCAACGUUGUGGUGGCCCAGGAUGGCAGUGGCCAGUUCAAGACCAUCAUGGCCGCUGUUAACUCUUAUCCUAAGGGUUUCAAAGGAAGAUAUAUCAUCCAAGUCAAGGCUGGUACUUACCGUGAGUAUGUCGUCAUUCCUAAGACGGCCGUCAAUAUCCUUAUGUACGGUGAGGGCACUGAUAAAACCAUCGUCACCGGUAACAGAAACAAUGUCGAUGGUUACACCACAUCGAACUCAGCUACUUUCGUAAAUACCGCAAACGGGUUCAUCGGCAAGUACAUGACAUUUAUGAACACCGCGGGUCCCGAAAAGCACCAAGCAGUGGCAUUCAGGAACCAGGGAGAUAUGUCGGCUAUGUUCGAUUGUUCUUUCGUGGGUUUCCAGGACACGUUGUACGCUCAAAGCAAUCGUCAAUUCUACAGGAACUGCGACAUCUCCGGUACCGUUGACUUCAUUUUUGGAAUGUCCACCACGUUGAUCCAGAGCUCCCGAAUCAUCGUAAGGAAGCCAAUGGACAACCAAUUCAACACAGUGACGGCAGAUGGCACGUCCGAGAAGAACGCACCCACAGGAACAGUCAUCCAGAACUGCGACAUUGCUCCAGAGAGCGCUCUGUUCCCGGUGAGGUUCAAGAUUAGAUCCUACCUGGGAAGGCCGUGGAAGCAAUAUGCUAGAACUGUGGUGAUGGAAUCCAGAAUAGCUGACUUCAUUCAAGCCGAUGGGUGGACCCCAUGGUCAGGAAGCAUUUACCUCAACACAUUAUACUACGCAGAGUAUAACAACGAAGGACCUGGCGCUAAUGUUGCCAAGAGGGUUAAGUGGCCAGGUUACAAGGGCCUCAUCAGUAAGGCUGAAGCUACCCAGUUCACCGCCGGCCAGUUCCUGAGAGGUGGUCCCACUUCCCGAGCUGAGGACUGGAUGAAGCCCCUUCAUGUUCCUUUUGACAUUGGCUUCACCAAGCCUUGA
This is a messenger RNA of Neltuma alba, 1722 nucleotides long. Its product is annotated as pectinesterase-like. NCBI's taxonomy places the organism in Eukaryota, Viridiplantae, Streptophyta, Magnoliopsida, Fabales, Fabaceae. Gene Ontology annotation, molecular function: pectinesterase activity; enzyme inhibitor activity. The transcript has 2 exons. The coding region runs from base 1 to 1722 and encodes 573 amino acids. Gene Ontology annotation, biological process: cell wall modification. The record is from RefSeq and is a predicted model, not a curated record.